Messenger RNA from Syngnathoides biaculeatus (alligator pipefish), 2239 nucleotides. It is a transcript of the gene spina, whose product is annotated as spindlin-Z. The record is from RefSeq and is a predicted model, not a curated record. The transcript is spliced from 10 exons. Bases 351 to 1184 code for a protein of 277 amino acids. NCBI's taxonomy places the organism in Eukaryota, Metazoa, Chordata, Actinopteri, Syngnathiformes, Syngnathidae. Gene Ontology annotation, biological process: gamete generation.
CUCCUCAAUUGUGGAGGGUAGUCUUAGCUUUAUACAGUGAGAUGGCCGUACAGUUGCUGCGCGUUCCAGUGAAUCCAAAACGGGUGCUGUGGACGGUCAGCCGGAGGCGAGACAACUCACCGCACUCCUCUUCAGCACCCUCUGGUGAAAAAUAAGAACGUCACAGGAUUGGUCUGGAUUUAUGUGCAACUGAGGAGGACCCUGAAUCCUGGAACACUGGUUAACAUCUAAUGACAGAAGACUGAGGACCAACCUUGAAAACACUUGUUGGAUGUUGAUAUGAUCCUUGGAGAGUGUUGCUUUGUAGCUCUGUAGCUGGGCAGCCAGACUGCCUCCCUACCUCCAGAUGAAUGAAGAGCACUCCGAAUCACAGAGACGCUGCUGAUACAGGGCAUGCAGGUGUUUCUGCAAAUAUGAUGAAGAAAAAAAAUCCCAAUAAGAAACACAAGAGCAAUCUGGGUCCAACAACCAAAAUUCUAUCGCAGCCACGACGGAAUAUCGUCGGUUGCAGGAUCCAACACAUUUGGAAGGAUGGAAGUGGGCAUGUAGUAUGGAAAGGGACGGUGCUUGACCAGGUCCCAGUGAAUCCAUCUCUUUAUCUGAUAAAGUAUGAUGGCUUUGACUGUGUCUACGGUCUGGAGCUCCACAAGGAUGAGAGAGUUCAGGGCCUGGAGGUACUCCCAGACCGACUAGGCCAAGGAUUUUCACUAGAUUGUAUGACCAAAAGAAAGAAGACCCCAGCCACUGAGUCUAAAUCCCGCCUGACAGAUGUAAAUUUAGCAGAUACAAUGAUAGGCAAAGCGGUGGAACAUAUGUUUGAGACAGAGGAAGGUCCAAAGGAAGAAUGGCGGGGAAUGGUGCUGGCCCGAGCUCCCAUCAUGACCACCUGGUUUUACAUCACCUAUGAGAAAGAUCCUGUCCUCUACAUGUACCAGCUGCUGGAUGACUUUAAAGAAGGAGACCUCCGAAUCAUGCCUGACUCGAAUGACAGUGCUCCAGCUGAGAGGGAACCAGGUGAGGUGGUGGACAGUCUGGUGGGCAAACAGGUGGAGUAUGCCAAAGAGGACGGAGGCAAACGAACAGGCAUGGUCAUCCAUCAAGUGGAGGCCAAGCCUUCUGUAUACUUCAUUAAGUUUGAUGACGACCAUCUAAUUUAUGUCUAUGACCUGGUCAAAACUUCAUAAGACUUUGCAGACAUCCUGGCCCCCUCAUCCCAGGACAGAAACAAAACACAACAAACGUUGACACAUCUGAAAUACGCUUGAUCCAGUAUUUGCUCUGCAGGCCCUUAAUGAAUACAGCCCUUUUAAAGGGAUCAAGUUAUUGUAUACUCUGAAAAGUAGACCAAAAGACAGCAGAGCAAAUCUGCAAUCAUGUCAACAUACAGUACGUAAUUCAGGCUUAACUACUUUGAAAAACAAUGUGAUUGAGAAACUAAGACCUUGUACUUGUAGAACUCCACUGAUUUCCAUUAUGGUUAGGUAGGCAUCAAUGUAGCAACAUCGUAGGUAUUUUUUUGUUAACUAACCAGCUACAAGAAGCUACAAUUUAGCAGUGUUUGUUGGUGUAAAAGGCAAGUUAAAAACGGUCCACAUACUCUGAGUAAGAGGACAUGCAGCUUGUAUUAUUUCCAAAUCUUGACACAAAAAAAGACAACCUCAUCAUUAUCCGUCACAUUUGCGUGUUAUUGACUUUUAUUCUGACCAUAUGAAUGCAGUUUUAAGGCCAUGAAAAGAACACACAUCUGAAUCGUGAUAUCCCAAGCCUGAAACUAUGUUAACUACUUUUGUUUCUAAUUAAACUUUCUACAUUUUUUGGGAAUUGAUGUGUAACCAAAGUCCAAAAAGAAUAUAUGUACUGUAGGUCCAGUCAUCAUUUUCAAAGCCCUUUGCACUUCCAUGUAACCGAUUUUCACUCUUCUGAAAAAAGCAUGUGUAUGCACACAACAGUGUCACCUAAUAGUAAAACAAUCCAUUGUUUUAGUAAUUGUAAAUUUUGUUUACCAUUGUUAAAAUGAUGGCUUUGUGUUUUUCUUUAGUUGUAAAAAUUUAUAUAAACCUUAUUUGCGCGGAUCAUACCAUAAUUUCAAGAUAUCCCUUGACCAAUCUUUAAAAAAAUUAUUUGGAUAUAGGUACAGUAUGUUUCAUUUAGAGGGCCGGUAUUUUGCCAAACCCACUUUUUCUAGCAUUUGAGAUGCAGUAUUGGCUGCACAAUGCCUCAGUAAACAGGUGAAAUAUGA